AUGUUUUGCACUCCAUGUUUUGACAAUGACCUCGAGACGAUCACUACAAUCACUGGUGAGGUGGUACAACCGAGGCGCUCAGAUGGCAAGAAGGAGCCGAUCCGUAAUAUUGGUCAAUGGUGCGAGUGCUUCGUGCGCUAUGCGGUAACUCUUCAACUCUCUGAUAGAGGCCGUAAAGAGGUAGACUUCGGUACAUUGUUCUCUUAUUUGGCUCACGUCUGUGCUGCAUUUGAGGUCCACCCGUAUCAGGCAGUUAUACAGGCAGAGGCGAAGUAUCGACGGACCGGUGCCAUGGCGGUCGCUAGUGGAGUAAUAACGAUGGAGAAGUUGUUCGGUGAAGAGACUUAUCUUCGUCCAAGGUUGGACAUGGAGAUUGGCUCGGUACUCAACAAUCGAGACUAUUCCCCUGGUAAAGGCAAGGGUUUCGGCAAGGCUAAGGGAAAGGGUUCUAAUUGGAGCUCUGCCCCUUUCCGUGGUAAAGGAAAAGGUCAAGGUAAAGGAAAGGGGCAUCGUUCACAACCUUACGACAACACCAAUGCUCCCAGCUCCGAGCCCCCUACCAUGAGCUCGUCUAACUGA
Molecule: messenger RNA, 579 nt
Organism: Perkinsus marinus ATCC 50983
Lineage: Eukaryota; Perkinsozoa; Perkinsida; Perkinsidae
Exons: 2
Coding region: 1-579 (192 amino acids)
Source: RefSeq, a predicted model, not a curated record